Messenger RNA from Papilio xuthus (Asian swallowtail), 1251 nucleotides. The record is from RefSeq and is a predicted model, not a curated record. Lineage: Eukaryota; Metazoa; Arthropoda; Insecta; Lepidoptera; Papilionidae.
ACGUUAUCACAUCACAAACCACCGAAACUCGAAACAAGCAACAACAACCUCUUCUUGGCUGGCUUUUAAGCGUUUAGCUAACAGCCAUGGCGUUUGUUAUGAAACUGCUGUUUCUGUCUGCGUUAGCGUAUAGUGCUAAUGCCGGGAUCCUUACUGGAGAACACAGCUCCGAUUCCUUCUUAUCUUCAGCUCUAAAUUCUCCAUCAGCUAAUUUCGGUUCGCCGUCUACAUCUUACGGACCUCCGGCACCAUCUUUGGACUUGAGUGGACCGGGAGCUAGCGCCGAUGGAAGCUUAUUAGCCGAUGAUCACUCUUCAGGCUUGGGCUCUAUUAACCAUGGACACAUUUCAUUGGGAGAUCAACCCUUGGCCAGUGGCCCGUCUCUGGGCGGAAAUCUUGGAUUUGGCGACUCCGGACUCAGCGGCCCAGGACUUAACGGUCCAGGUUUGGCGAACGGACCAGUCUUCGGUGGCGAUGCAGGUUUUGGAGGUCCCGCAUUGGGCGCUGGACCUAUCUCAAACGGUGCUCCAAUUGUAGGACCAAGCGGAGGUGAUGGCGCUUUACUUGGUGCUCCCGCAUCGGGUCCUGCCUUCGGAAAUCCCAUCGGCCCAGUUCUCGACACCGGACUCGCUGGCCCCGCCAACGGAGCUGUCGGCGCUCCAAGAGUACUCGGCACCACGGUUACCGUCGGCCGCCCAGUUGCUGGCGCUACCAGAUACGAGCUGCAGUCUGUCGUACAAAACGUCGUUCGUCGCAUCCCAGUUGAAGUGACCCGUCAUAUCCAAGUGGCAGUGCCCCAGCCCGUGGCCGUCCCAGUCCGUCAGGAAGUCAGGGUGCCAGUGCCUCAACCCUACCCGGUUCACGUUGACGUCGUGAAACAUGUCCCUUACCCUGUAUACAAAACCGAGCACGUUGAGGUUGAAAGACCAGUGCCCGUCGAGGUCGUGAAGCAUGUGCCAUUCGAAGUCAUUAGGAAGGUACCAAUCCCAGUUGAAAGGCCAUACGAGGUUAUCAAGAAAGUUCACGUCCCCGUGGAGAAGCACGUGGAAGUACCCGUGCCCGUAUGGAAGCCCUACCCCAUCCACAUCAUCAAGCACGUAACCCACUACAAAAAGAAGAGCUGCUGCUGGUGAAUAAAAUGUAAAAAAAACAGUCAUGAUCCUACCAAAUAGUCAAUACAAUUGUAAAUAUUGAUAGUCAUUAGCUGUAAUAAUAAACUGUGUAUAUUUUUCUAAGAUUUUUAUAUCAAAA